AUACCCUGACAGGACCUUGGCGUGUGCCCGCGGGCGCCGCGGCCGAGCCCAAAUGGCAGGGCCCUCGGAACCAGUCCGUGCGUGGCAAGCGCAGCGCGAGAGUGGGCCGCGACAGAGCCCCUCCACGUCGUAGCCGGAGCUCAGCGACAUAGGAAGGUUGCGGGCAGACCCACUCGACGGACAUGGCGCGUGGAGAACAGGAGGAUGACCAAGCGGAGGACGCCCUGCUGGCAGUGAUCGGACAAAAGGGAAAAUGGCAGCUGAUUACCUUCCUCGUCAUAUCACUGCUAGGCAUUCCGGCCGCCUGGAACAUGCUGGCCAUCACGUUCCUGGCGCCCCAGGACGUGGACCACUGGUGUGCGCGGCCACCGGCCUUCGCCAAUUGGACGGCCGACCAGUGGAAGCUGUACGCCAUACCGACCGAGAAGGAAAGCAAGAAGACGACCUACCAGACCUGUAUGAUGUACAACGUCAGCUACGACGUGGUGCCAAGCGGGCCUGCGGCGCCGGCCAUUGCCCUGGAUCAGCUGACCAACGACUCGCUGAUAGCGUGCCAGAGCUGGCCCUCGGGCCGCGAGGGCGGCGGCCUCAUCACCCACGAGUACGACCGCUCCCGCUUUCCCGACACGGCUGUCAGUGAGUUCAGCCUGGUUUGUGAUAGGAAGGGGUACGUGGCGCACGCGCAAUCUACAUACAUGGUGGGCAUUCUACUGGGAGCCGUGCUGGGCGGCGUAUGCGCCGACUGGUACGGUCGGCGCAAGACUUUGCUGAUUUUCACGGUGACAUUCCUGAUAUUUGGAAUAUCGGCGGCAUUCUCCAACCACGUCAUUGUCUUUAUGGCACUCAGAUUUUGCGUGGCAUUCUCCAUGAUGGCGCUGUUCACUACAGGCUUUGUAUAUGCGCUGGAGAGCGUGGGCGGCUCCUGGCGCGCCAUCCUCGGCAUCUCUUACGAGUACACCUUCGCCAUCGGCUUCAUGUCGUUGGCUGGCAUCGCGUACGGGCUAAAGCCCUGGAUGCACCUGCAGCUGUGCAUCGUCAUCCCUGCCGUGCUCUUCUUCUCGUUCUACUUCAUUAUCCCCGAAUCGCCCCGGUGGCUGCUGAGCAAUGGCAGGGAGGAAGAGGCUCGCGUGAUCAUUGAGAAAAUAUGCCGCACAAACGAUCGCCCCUACAAGCCCACCAUGGAGGUGGUGGAUGCGGUGUCUAAAACAGACGAAGAGACACGCGUGACAAUCCUGGAUCUCUUCAAGACACCCAACCUUUGUAGGCGGACGCUCAACUUUUAUUACAACUGGUUCGUCAACAGCUUUGUGUACUACGGUCUCUCGCUAAACUCGGGCAACCUUGGCGGUGACACCUUCAUCAAUAUCUUCAUCGGCGGUGCGGUUGAGAUUCCGGCAUACACACUCAGCAUCAUCGUGCUGCUCAAGGGCGGCAGGCGGUGGGCGCUAUGUCUGAGCAUGGUGAUUGGAGGCGUGGCCUGUCUCUGCACCAUGAUCUUCGAAAAGGACGUGUACACGCUCGACUGGCCCAUCGUGACGUGUGCCAUGAUCGGCAAGUUCUGCAUUUCCGCCUCGUUCGCCAUCGUGUACGUGUUCUCGGCCGAGGUGUUCCCCACGGUGCUGCGGACCACAGGGGUCGGCAGCUCCUCCAUGUGCGCCCGCUUCGGCAGCAUUGCGGCGCCCUACGUCGCCAUCUACGGUGGCGAAGCCUACAAACAUCUGCCGGUGAUCAUGUUCGGUGUCACUUCGAUCCUGGCCGGCCUGCUGGCGCUCCUGCUGCCCGAGACCAAGGGCAAGUCGCUGCCUGACACGGUCGCUCAGGGCGAGGUCUUCGGAACGAGUGCCGAGGAGCAGCCGCUGAACAAACGCUCAACGUCUGAGGACGAGGGAGAAACGCGCCUACACCAACGUUGCGCUGGACACCAAGCUGUGAAGCCGACCUGGCGCGACUGUAGACCAUGCUGGCUGGGUCGGUAUCCGGCGGACGUCUCGAGCAGCUGACAUGCGUGUGUCUCCACGUGUGACGUGAACAACGCCCAUCUGCGAGAUUGUUAUCGGUUCAUCAUUGAGAUGCACUGACAUAUGCGUCGGGGCGGGGCGCAUGGUUCACUAGUAAGCGGACAUGUGACAUAUGAGAUGACCGCUUGUUGCUAUCCGGCCACGAGAUACUGUUCGCGACAGCCACUGGCCAGCACCGGCUCCCCUACCACCUACGUCAUCGGACGUAGCGGUCGGCGCACGAACACAGCAGUUCAAAUAUGUCCAUACGUCCAGCCCGGAGUUACUGAAUGACUGAGCAGAGUUAGCUUUUAUGGUGGUCACUUCCUUGGAAAUUUAAGGAGGAAUCUGUCAUGUUGGUGGACGCAAGCUCAUCACGUUUAUGCCUCACCGCGUCACAGUAUCAGACCGCUCUUAACUACGCACUCUGCUGCUGGGAAGACAUGGCGUCGCCUGCCUCUUCCCCUGGUGGGAAGGGUGGGCACCGCGGGGAAUCGAACCUCGUACCCCUGGUUUCUCAGACGUGCCGUGGUUAACGUAGACCCGUUAAUCACUACAUUAGCGCCCCCUCUGGAUGGUUUUGGUCGAUAGUUAUGAUUAAUCAUAUACGUAUACGAUAGUUGUUCCUGAGUUACUGUCACCGCAAUUCUGCGGUGUCACUGGCCCACUAUUGUCGGAGCGCGCACUCGACUGACUUACCGCAUUAAUGCUAAUGUUGCGCUCGUACGCAGAGGCGGAAUAAUCUUGUCCAUACACAAAGACUGUCCGCUUCAGCUAGAAUGCUUCGCCUCAAGAUAGAAAUUGUGUCUUUGAAAAUGGGACAUAACAUUCUGUAACCUAUUUUGGCCAGCCCAGGCCAUGCGAAAGGAGCAGUGGCCGUGCGCUGAUGAGGGGUGGUGUUGCGUCAUACCAGACCAUGUACAAUUACUCAAGCGUACUUAACACACCUGGCAGCACGACGUACGAAUGGACCUGGCAGCGGCGAAUUCGCUGAAUAAAAAUACGAUGCACCUAUACAAACA
Molecule: messenger RNA, 3019 nt
Organism: Pollicipes pollicipes
Lineage: Eukaryota; Metazoa; Arthropoda; Thecostraca; Pollicipedomorpha; Pollicipedidae
Product: organic cation transporter protein
Exons: 12
Coding region: 183-2000 (605 amino acids)
Biological process (GO): transmembrane transport
Cellular component (GO): membrane
Molecular function (GO): transmembrane transporter activity
Source: RefSeq, a predicted model, not a curated record